This is a messenger RNA of Caenorhabditis auriculariae, 7341 nucleotides long. NCBI's taxonomy places the organism in Eukaryota, Metazoa, Nematoda, Chromadorea, Rhabditida, Rhabditidae. The record is from the annotation of a GenBank genome assembly.
AUGCUUGGCUAUAUUAUCGCAACAGACAAAAACGACGUUGUUUUUCUAGAUGGAGACGAAGUUUUCAAGGUAAGAAUCGAAAGUAGGCAAAUGUGAUGUUCGAAUUCAAGCUCCAUCUCCACGAUAUGAUUCAAAAGGAGAUGCACAUGUCGGAAGAUGACAGCGCAUCUACUUCGAGCGGAAUCUUUACAGAUUCUGAGAACGGAGAAUCAUCAAGUUUUACUUUUUUAUUGAUAACCAUUAGGAUAAACAAUUUAGAAACCGAUUCAAUACGUGCUAGAAAAAAGUCUGGACAAGUCCAGUUCAACCCGGCGGAAAUUUCGCACGUCUUUCUCCCUCUUCUUUCCUUUCACCGAGCUUCUGCCGAAUCUUCUCAUGAUACUGUUGAAGUUAUUGAAUCGAGUACCGGCACAAUUCAAUACAAAAAAAAUUACACAAUGAUUAUAUUAUCCUCUGUUUUUUUCUGAACAGUUAGUUUAUUUAAAAAAAUGUGAGAAGUAUUACAUUAUUAAGAUUUAGAGAGAACAAGCGGAAAGAGCUUAUGAAUAACGUCGAGUUGACAUUGGAAACAAACUUCGGACCUUUGAUGAGUUUGUGUGCCAGCGAUUUGACGUCAGUUCGCAGUGGUCGUGAAAAUAUGCGCCUUAUCUAUGACCUCAUGCCGCAGAGGAAAGGGAAAUGUGAGUACAAUUUUUUUAAUAGCAAGGUAAGAACUGCCGUAGCUGUGCGUGUGUAGGACCGCCAACUUUUUUUGCGACUGCCGAAUCCGGGGACUGCCAUUUUUUGGGACUGCCGAACUUUGAGACUGCCAGACUUUAGGACUGUGAGAAUUUCGCAGUUAAAAAAUUGGAAGUCCCAAAAGUUUGGCAGUCCUGCAAAAUGGCAAUUCCAAAAAAUGGCAGUCCCAUAAUUUGGCAGUCCCAAAAUUGGGCAAACCUGAAAAUGGCAGUCCCAAAAUUUGGCAGUCCCAAAAAAUGACAGUCCCAAAAUUUGACAGUUCCAAAAUUUGGCAGUCCUGAAAAUGGCAGUCCCAAAAUUGGGCAGUCCUGAAAAUGGCAGUUCCACAAUUUGGCAGUCCCAAAAAAUGACAGUCCCAAAAUUUGACAGUUCCAAAAUUUGGCAGUCCUAAAAAUGGCAGUCCCAAGAAUUGGCAGUCCCAAAUUUUGGCAGUCCCAAAAUUUGGUAGUCCUAAAAAUGGAAGUCCUUUAAUUUGGCAGUCCUAAAAAUGGCAGUCCCAAAAUUUGGCAGUCCUACGAAUGGCAGUCCCAAAAUUUGACAGUCCUAAAAAUGGCAGUCCCAAAAUUUGGCAGUCCCUAAAAAUGGCAGUCCCAAAAUUUGGCAGUCCCAAAAUUUGGCAGUCCUCAAAAUGGCAGUCCCAAGAAUUGGCAGUCCCAAAAUUUGGCAGUCCCAAAAUUUGUCAGUCCAAAAUUUGGCAGCCCCAAAAUUUGGCAGUCCCGAAAAUCGGCAGUCCUAAAAAUGACAGUCCUUUAAUUUGGCAGUCCUCAGAAUGGCAGUCCCAAGAAUUGGCAGUCCCAAAUUUUGGCAGUCCCAAAAUUUGGUAGUCCUAAAAAUGGCAGUCCUUUAAUUUGGCAGUCCUAAAAAUGGCAGUCCCAAAAUUUGGCAGUCCUACGAAUGGCAGUCCCAAAAUUUGACAGUCCUAAAAAUGGCAGUCCCAAAAUUUGGCAGUCCCUAAAAAUGGCAGUCCCAAAAUUUGGCAGUCCCAAAAUUUGGCAGUCCUCAAAAUGGCAGUCCCAAGAAUUGGCAGUCCCAAAAUUUGGCAGUCCCAAAAUUUGUCAGUCCAAAAUUUGGCAGCCCCAAAAUUUGGCAGUCCCGAAAAUCGGCAGUCCUAAAAAUGGCAGUCCCAAAAUUGGGCAGUCCUAAAAAUGGCAGUCCUUUAAUUUGGCAGUCCUCAGAAUGGCAGUCCCAAGAAUUGGCAGUCCCAAAUUUUGGCAGUCCCAAAAUUUGGUAGUCCUAAAAAUGGCAGUCCUUUAAUUUGGCAGUCCUAAAAAAAUGGCAGUCCCAAAAAUUUGGCAGUCCUACGAAUGGCAGUCCCAAAAAUUUGACAGUCCUAAAAAAAUGGCAGUCCCAAAAUUUGGCAGUCCCUAAAAAUGGCAGUCCCAAAAUUUGGCAGUCCCAAAAUUUGGCAGUCCUCAAAAUGGCAGUCCCAAGAAUUGGCAGUCCCAAAAUUUGGCAGUCCCAAAAUUUGUCAGUCCAAAAUUUGGCAGCCCCAAAAUUUGGCAGUCCCGAAAAUCGGCAGUCCUAAAAAUGGCAGUCCUUUAAUUUGGCAGUCCUCAGAAUGGCAGUCCCAAGAAUUGGCAGUCCCAAAUUUUGGCAGUCCCAAAAUUUGGUAGUCCUAAAAAAAUGGCAGUCCUUUAAUUUGGCAGUCCUAAAAAUGGCAGUCCCAAAAUUUGGCAGUCCUACGAAUGGCAGUCCCAAAAUUUGACAGUCCUAAAAAUGGCAGUCCCAAAAUUUGGCAGUCCCUAAAAAAAUGGCAGUCCCAAAAUUUGGCAGUCCCAAAAUUUGGCAGUCCUCAAAAUGGCAGUCCCAAGAAUUGGCAGUCCCAAAAUUUGGCAGUCGCAAAAUAUGUCAGUCCAAAAUUUGGCAGCCCCAAAAUUUGGCAGUCCCGAAAAUCGGCAGUCCUAAAAAUGGCAGUCCCAUAAUCUGACAAUCCCAAAAUUUGGCAGUCCCAUAAUUUGGCAGUCCCAGAAUUUGGCAGUUCCAAAAUUUGGCAGUCCUAAAAAUGGCACUCCCAAAAUUUGGCAGUCCCAAAAUUUGGCAGUCCUCAAAAUGGCAGUCCCAAGAAUUGGCAGUCCCAAAAUUUGGCAGUCCCAAAAUUUGUCAGUCCAAAAUUUGGCAGCCCCAAAAUUUGGCAGUCCCGAAAAUCGGCAGUCCUAAAAAUGGCAGUCCCAAAAUUGGGCAGUCCUAAAAAUGGCAGUUCCACAAUUUGGCAGUCCCAAAAAAUGACAGUCCCAAAAUUUGACAGUUCCAAAAUUUGGCAGUCCUAAAAAUGGCACUCCCAAAACUUUAGGACUGUGAGAAUUUCGCAGUUAAAAAAUUGGAAGUCCCAAAAGUUUGGCAGUCCUGCAAAAUGGCAAUUCCAAAAAAUGGCAGUCCCAUAAUUUGGCAGUCCCAAAAUUGGGCAAACCUGAAAAUGGCAGUCCCAAAAUUUGGCAGUCCGAGAAUUGGCAGUCCCAAAAUUUGGCAGUCCCAAAAUUUGUCAGUCCAAAAUUUGGCAGCCUCAAAAUUUGGCAGUCCCGAAAAAUCGGCAGUCCUAAAAAUGGCAGUCCCAAAAUUGGGCAGUCCUAAAAAUGGCAGUUCCACAAUUUGGCAGUCCCAAAAAAUGACAGUCCCAAAAUUUGACAGUUCCAAAAUUUGGCAGUCCUAAAAAUGGCACUCCCAAAAUUUGGCAGUCCUAAAAAUGGCAGUCCCAAAAUUUGGCAGUCCUUUAAUUUGGCAGUCCUCAGAAUGGCAGUCCCAAGAAUUGGCAGUCCCAAAUUUUGGCAGUCCCAAAAUUUGGUAGUCCUAAAAAUGGCAGUCCUUUAAUUUGGCAGUCCUAAAAAUGGCAGUCCUAAAAUUUGGCAGUCCUACGAAUGGCAGUCCCAAAAUUUGACAGUCCUAAAAAAAUGGCAGUCCCAAAAAUUUGGCAGUCCCUAAAAAUGGCAGUCCCAAAAUUUGGCAGUCCCAAAAUUUGGCAGUCCUCAAAAUGGCAGUCCCAAGAAUUGGCAGUCCCAAAAUUUGUCAGUCCAAAAUUUGGCAGCCCCAAAACUUGGCAGUCCCGGAAAUCGGCAGUCCUAAAAAUGGCAGUCCCAUAAUCUGACAAUCCCAAAAUUUGGCAGUCCCAUAAUUUGGCAGUCCCAAAAUUUGGCAGUCCAAAAUUUGGCAGUUCUUUAAUUUGGCAGUCCCAAGAAUUGGCAGUCCCAAAAUUUGGCAGUCCCAAAAUUUGGCAGUCCCAAAAUUUGGCAGUCCCAAAAUUUGGCAGUCCUCAAAAUGGCAGUCCCAAGAAUUGGCAGUCCCAAAAUUUGACAGCCCUAAAAAUGGCAGUCCCAAAAUUUGGCAGUCCCUAAAAAUGGCAGUCCCAAAAUUGGGCAGUCCUAAAAAUGGCAGUUCCACAAUUUGGCAGUCCCAAAAAAUGACAGUCCCAAUAUUUGACAGUUCCAAAAUUUGGCAGUCCCAAAAUUUGGCAGUCCUACGAAUGGCAGUCCCAAAAUUUGGCAGUCCCUAAAAAUGGCAGUCCCAAAAUUUGGCGGUCCCAAAAUUUGACAGUCCUCAAAAUGGCAGUCCCAAGAAUUGGCAGUCCCAAAAUUUGGCAGUCCCAAAAUUUGUCAGUCCAAAAUUUGGCAGCCCCAAAAUUUGGCAGUCCCGAAAAUCGGCAGUCCUAAAAAUGGCAGUCCCAUAAUCUGACAAUCCCAAAAUUUGGCAGUCUCAUAAUUUGGCAGUCCCAAAAUUUGGCAGUCCCAAAAUUUGGCAGUCCCAAAAUUUGGCAGUCCUAAAAAUGGCAGUCCCAAAAUUUAGCAGUCCCAAAAAAUGGCAGUCCCUAAAUUUGGCAGUCCCAAAAUUUGGCAGUCCUCGAAAUGGCAGUCCCAAGAAUUGGCAGUCCCAAAAUUUGGCAGUCCCAAAAUUUGGCAGUCCCAAAAUUUGGCAGUCCCAAAAUUUGGCAGUCCUCAAAAUGGCAGUCCCAAGAAUUGGCAGUCCCAAAAUUUGGCAGUCCCAUAAUCUGACAAUCCCAAAAUUUGACAGUCCUAAAAAUGGCAGUCCCAAGAAUUGGCAGUCCCUAAAAAUGGCAGUCCCAAAAUUUGGCGGUCCCAAAAUUUGACAGUCCUCAAAAUGGCAGUCCCAAGAAUUGGCAGUCCCAAAAUUUGGCAGUCUCAUAAUUUGGCAGUCCCAAAGUUUGGCAGUCCCAAAAUUUGGCAGUCCUAAAAAUGGCAGUCCCAAAAUUUGGCAGUCCUAAAAAUGGCAGUCCCUAAAUUUGGCAGUCCUUCAAUUUGGCAGUCCUAUAACUUCGCAGUCCUAUUAUUUGGCAGUCUAAAAAAAUGGCAGUCCCAUAUUUGGCAGUCCCAUAAUUUGGCAGUCCUAAGAAUGGGCAGUCCUAAAAGUUAAAAUGGCAGUCCCAUAAUUUAGCAGUUCCAUAAUUUGGCAGUGCCAAAAUUUGGCGGUCACAUAAUUUGGCCGUCCCAAAAUUUGGCAGUCCUAUUAUUUGGCAAUCCAAAAAAAGACGGUCCCAAGAACUGGCAGUCCCAAAACUGGCAGUCUCAAAAUUUGGCAGUCCCGUAUUUUGGCAGUCCUAAAGUUUGGCAGCCACAUAAUUUGGCAGUCUCAUAAUUUGGCAGUCCCAAAGCUUCGCAGUCUCGGAGAUUGGCAGUCCCGAAAUUCGGCAGUCCUAAGAAUGGGCAGUCCUAAAAAUUAAAAUGGCAGUCCCAUAAUUUAGCAGUCCCAUAAUUUGGCAGUCCUAUUAUUUGGCAAUCCAAAAAAAGACGGUCCCAAGAAUUGGCAGUCCCAAAACUGGCAGUCUCAAAAUUUGGCAGUCCCGUAUUUUGGCAGUCCCAAAGUUUGGCAGCCACAUAAUUUGGCAGUCUCAUAAUUUGGCAGUCCCAAAGCUUCGCAGUCUCGGAGAUUGGCAGUCCCGAAAUUCGGCAGUCCUAAGAAUGGGCAGUCCUAAAAAUUAAAAUGGCAGUCCUAUAAUUUAGCAGUCCCAUAAUUUGGCAGUCCCAAAAUUUGGCAGUCACAUAAUAAAAUAAAUUGCCAUUUUUGGGAGUGCCAAAUUAUGGGACUGCCAUUUUUUGGGACUGCCAUUUUUUGGACUGCCAUUUUUUGGGAUUGCCAAAUUUUGGGACUGCCAUUUUUUGGGACUGCUAAACUUUGGGACUGCAAAUUUUUGGGACUGCCAAAUUUUGGGACUGCCAUUUUUUGAGACUCUUAUGUUUUGGGACUAUCGUAUCUUGGUACUGCUAGUUUUGCAACUAUCGCUUCAAAACUGACAGUCCAAAUAGAUAUUGAGAAAAACUGAACACUCUGAUUUCAGCCCCAAUAUAUAUAAUUUUAAUCUUCUUCAGCAUUGCUCAACGUUAAACACACUUCAUUUUACAAGAACCAAUUGCACGAAGUCGCACCUUUAAUACAAAUUGUAUCAACUCAAUUGAAGUCGGCUGUUGGCACAAACAGGUAUCGAAGCUUUUUUAAAACUGCAAAAAACUAUUUACAGAUGCUUGCUUCUAUCCAGUGGGAAUGUUUUGGCUUCAAUGAGCUCUAGCGCAGAGAGAAAAGGUUUAGUCGAUGGACUGAGUAUCAAAGAUUUGCUCUUUUCCCUGGAUCAGUUACCUAAGUUACCUGAAGGCCUCGAUACAGCGACAGUUUCUCAGGUUCAUUUUCCACGUGCUCUCCGUAAUUCUUGAAUUGCAAUCAACUGACGUAUUCUGUUUCAGUUUUGGCUACGUUCAAAAGACGGUGUAAUACCACAUUACGUAAACGCUCUGCAGUAUCGAUUGACCAGCAAAUUGGAUCUUCUAUGUAUAUCUGAAACCAAACACAAUGAACUUAUCCGUUACUUUUUCUCUCUUCCUCAAGCAGCUCGAACAAGUGACAGAAAGCUUCCGUAUAACAAAGUACUAUUUUAAACUAUUUUUGAAAUACUGUUUAAAAAGAACGAAAUUUAGGAUAAUUUGAACAUCUUUCUAAAAGUGAAACUUUUUUUGUUUUUCCUUUUGAAAAAAAUUAACUUUUUUCAGAGACUUAAAAGAGAUUUCACGAACGGUUUCGGACUUGCAGAGCAUGAUCGUCCGCGAAAAAUCUUACGGAGGUGCCGUUCCAGCGGCCUUCAUGAAAAACCCAACACGCUUGUCCAGCUUCAUUCAGGUGUAAGAAAUGACUGAAAUUUGUAUUGAAACUUGAAUUUAGACCAUCUGGGAGCAAAUUGAAUUCGAACUGAAAAGAAAGAGCAACGAGCUUUGGCAAAAUAACAACGGAAUGUCUAGGCUGUCCUUGGGGUCUUUAAGAUCCGUGAUAUCAAACCUUUCGAUGACUUCAUCAGCGUUUUCUAAAAGUACCCAUCGUAACAAGGUGAAGGUCCUAUCCCUACUAAGAAAAAAAAUCUUGCGUUCUAGGUAUGCUCCACAAAAGCAGACGUUUUGAUAGCAUAUGCCAGAAGACAAGUUGUCACUAUUAUCCACGAACUUUGUGCGAUCAGCAUACACGAAGCUAACAGUUCUACUUUGAAUUCAUUCCAAAAAAAUGUUUCGAGUAUCUUCCGAGGCAACCGUCGUGUUCAUCUUGGCGCCCUUGCUAUUGGUAUCAAAGUAUAACUCUAUACUUUAAAAAAAAAAAUAUUUAAAGGCGACGAGUCACUAG